AUGGACUUGACACUGACGCAAACUUCUUCACGCUCCAGCAGCUCUACCAACCCUCCAACUGAAAGUUCCUUCAGUUUUACGCCCAUCAAAGCCCUGAGCGCCUUGCCGCGACUGUGGGAUCGGAAACCUUCGACGCCUGUCCGGGCCGGAGACAAGACAAGAAAGCUGUGGAAGCGCAUUCGCUUUCCAUUUACCGGCAUGAAUACUGCGACACAAGGCCAGACAGGGAUCGGCGCCUCUAAAAACUCGGAUUAUCAGCGCGGCGUGAAGCGCCAGUGUGUUGACCCCACCGCGGCAUACCAGGAGACUGAGGCCGAGCAACGUGGUCGGUCUUUCCUUGAGACUAAAUGGGAGAUGCAGGCGUCUCGGAAACGGCGCAAGCUGCCUGAAUUCAAUUUCAACAUCCACGAGGAUGGCUCCCAUGAGGUGUUUGGUUUCUCUGCGAAGCAGCCCGAGGGAACGCUCAAAGAUGUUGUUGGCGACGUAGCUACGCAUGCGUCACUCCAGCCGCUCAGGGAUCUGCAGGAGACUUCCAAGACGCCAGUCUACCACGACGCCAUGGCCACGGACCCAGAUCUUACAGCAACCGACGGAAAGGCAGUGCAGGAUCUACAGUCUAGAUCAUCCAGCCAAGACGCGCCGGCUGUGUUCGACAAUGCGGGAGAGGACAAGGCCACCCUCGUGUCCAACACAGACUCCGUGCAAGAUCUGACGCAAGAGCAAGAGAUCAAGCUGGUGCGAUCAGCACUGCGAAGCUCCUUGGAUGGAGAGGAUGCAGAUCUGCUCAACGAUUUCCUGUUUAGGGCGAAUGCGAAGCGGGCCGCCAAGGCCACGCAAACCGAAGAUUCGAAAUCAAUGGAGAUGUCCUCCAGCAUGAAGGAGUCGCCAGAAGUUGAAUGCUCAACACCGCAACGCCGUGUGCUAGAGGAGUUGACAACCAAUUCACCUUCACCUGUCAAGCUGCGAAUCUCGCCUAGUAAAUAUGACGUCAAGUAUGGUGCCGACGGCGCCGGCGACCAGGAGGAUAUCAUCCCGAAAGAGAUCAAGGAAGAACAAGCUCCUUCAAGCCCUGGAAAUCGUCGAAGCACCCGCGCUAAAAGCUCGGGCACACCUAGCAUGCGCAACACUAUCUCACUUCGACGAGCCAAGGGAACAGAAUUCGUUUUCCUACAGCGAACUGAGACCCAGCAGGUGGCUAUGGCGACGAAGCGCAAUACCCGGCUCAACAAAGGCAAAUCUGUAGCUCCAAUGGUCGCCCUGGAAGCUCUGGCUAAACGGUCGAGUGAGGAAGAGCUUCAGCCAGGCAGCUCACAGAAUGAGAGCUCUGAUCACAAGGACACUAACUCGCGUGGGCUGACCAAACCGCGAAAGCAAGUGUCGUGGAAUGAGGAGCGCAUGGCCGAGUAUGAAGAGUACAGAGAACCGAUUUACGACCAAGAAGAUGAAGAGGGUGACCGAUGCACGAAUGACGUCGGUGCAACACCUCGCCCGCGUUCAGAAAGCAAGCGUUCGGCGAAGAAAGCAGAUUCCGGCCGCAGUAGCCGUAGCCAAACGCAAAAGGCAGGCGACAAUGCAAAUAGUGGGGCCACCCAGAGCGGUCCAACCGCCGCGACUACUGCACCUGCUACUGUAACUCCUCGGUCACGCCGGGUGAGGCGUUUGGGUGACUCGGGUAUCUUGGGGGCUGGCACCCCAGUUAAGACUGGGAGUCGCAGCACAAGCAAGCCUUCUGCAGCCUCGGCAGACACCGUGGCUCCUGCUCCCUCCACACCUAUCAAGGGCCGCCGCAAGCUUGCGCCUAAGUCACCCGUCUCGUCCAAGCUUCCCGCACGAGCCUCCAAGAGUGUCAGUGGUAUCCCAACUCGUAGCUCAAAGAGCACAGAUGAUGGAGAGCGGCACAGUAUGCUUCAGGUGAGCGCAGGGUGCACACCCACAGCUCGACGCGUUCGGUCGAGAUCUUGA
This is a messenger RNA of Penicillium griseofulvum, 1962 nucleotides long. RefSeq lists its product as uncharacterized. The record is from RefSeq and is a predicted model, not a curated record. Bases 1 to 1962 code for a protein of 653 amino acids. The transcript has 2 exons. Lineage: Eukaryota; Fungi; Ascomycota; Eurotiomycetes; Eurotiales; Aspergillaceae.